Messenger RNA from Octopus sinensis (East Asian common octopus), 436 nucleotides. Its product is annotated as 40S ribosomal protein S27-like. The coding region runs from base 128 to 382 and encodes 84 amino acids. Gene Ontology annotation, molecular function: structural constituent of ribosome; RNA binding. Gene Ontology annotation, biological process: translation; ribosomal small subunit assembly. The record is from RefSeq and is a predicted model, not a curated record. NCBI's taxonomy places the organism in Eukaryota, Metazoa, Mollusca, Cephalopoda, Octopoda, Octopodidae. Gene Ontology annotation, cellular component: ribosome; cytosolic small ribosomal subunit. The transcript is spliced from 4 exons.
UAAUUAUAGAAAAAGAUUAAUGGCAUGAAUACGAUACUAUUGCUGAGAAUAAGUCGUUAACUUUAUUACUAUAUAUAUAAGCAAUUUCCCCCUUGAACUUCCUUUCUGUACGGUUUAACGGAACAUCAUGCCGCUCGCCAAAGAUUUAUUGCAUCCUUCCUUAGAAAAGGAAAGAAGGAAAUGUAAACUAAAACGACUUGUACAGUCUCCGAACAGUUACUUUAUGGAUGUCAAAUGCCCAGGAUGUUAUAAAAUCACCACAGUAUUCAGUCAUGCUCAGACUGUUGUUCUGUGUGUUGGAUGUUCAACUGUAUUAUGUCAGCCCACAGGAGGCAAAGCCAGACUUACAGAAGGUUGUUCAUUCAGAAGAAAACAACAUUAAUAGAGUGAUGACCUGAAGUUAUUUAUGGUUUAAAAUAAAAGAAAUUGAGCCUCA